AUGGUAAGACUGAUCAAGGAGGUGUUCAAAAAUGUUUCUCAUGUUUCAGAAAUUCGUCGAAUGGAGUCUAGCAAGGUUUGGUUGCGGAAUAAUUAUGCGCCCGGUGAUCAAGUUCUGAGCCAGUGGAAGCAGUCAGUUCAACUGCGGUUGAGAAGUAUUCAACUCGACAAGGAUAAAAACAAAUCAACAGUUCUCUCAGAGUGGCCACGAUAUCAGGACGAAGACGGAUACUUACUGGUUGACGUUGACUUCGAAUUCCUAUUCCAAACAACAGACGAGCAAGGCAAACUGUUUGUCGAAUGGGAAUGGUUUUGUGAAAACUUCAUUGAAUAUUUUUCAUCAGCUGAUGUCAGAGAUGAUUAUUCCCGUCAGUUAAUUGGCGCACUCGAAGACGGUGAUUAUACAACAGAUACAAGAGACUUUGUGGUAUGUGCAGCAUUCCAUGGUCUUCUCAAACCAGUUAGAACGUCCGCUAAAAAGCUGCCAACGAUUCUUCAAGCACAAACGGAAGAAGAAUUUGCAGGGUCGUUGAAUUCUCAAAGGCAGGAACUGGAAUCGAACGGAACUCAAUUUUCGCCAAGAAUUUAUGCAGUCGGUCCAAUCGAAAAUUUCGAGUCGUUUUAUGUAGUGACGAAUAAGCUGAGGUACAAACUACCAUCCCUUGUACGGUGUCUGGAUGUCGUCGUGAAACUGAAAUUUACGUUGGAUCUGCAGUUCCCGGAAAGCUGUGAACUAUUCUGGGUUUUUAUCAGCAAAUAUUUCUACGAUAUUGACUACACUCAGAAAUCGCGGAACACCCAAAUAUUGCAGUUGCUCGCUUUUUUGAACUCGCGUGAAAAAUGAAAUGCUUUCUAUGCAUGGAGCCCAUGCCAACGUUUCAAACCCUCCUGGAUCAUCUUACAAUAUUCCACAGCACACCGUCAAGCUUCAACUACAAGUGCACGGCUUGUAUACCAACCACUUCAUUUCGUGAUCUAAGUCGUUUCAAAAGACACGUUAAAACGCAACAUGCUGAGUUCUGCUACGAGCAAGGAACAAACAAUACGCCUCUAGGAACAUCGUCGCCGUUGCCGCAUAAACAUCCACCUGCGUUGCAGUUACAAUUAUCCGAAGAAGACCUUGAACAUUCACACGACUGUAAUGAUGAUAAUUUAGAGAAAUCUGAAGAAAACCUUAUGGAUGACGAAGAAGAAAUAUUAGAUGUAAGAAACAGUUUAAGGCAAUCUUUUAUGAAUUUUUCAAUGCAUUUGCUAAGUAAAAAACAUUUCACGAGACAAGAUGUUUUUGAGUUACAACAAAAUAUAACUGACCUUAUAAUUCAA
Aedes albopictus (Asian tiger mosquito) is the source of this 1322-nucleotide messenger RNA. RefSeq lists its product as uncharacterized. Bases 1 to 843 code for a protein of 280 amino acids. The record is from RefSeq and is a predicted model, not a curated record. The transcript is spliced from 4 exons. NCBI's taxonomy places the organism in Eukaryota, Metazoa, Arthropoda, Insecta, Diptera, Culicidae.